Molecule: messenger RNA, 771 nt
Organism: Aspergillus novofumigatus IBT 16806
Lineage: Eukaryota; Fungi; Ascomycota; Eurotiomycetes; Eurotiales; Aspergillaceae
Product: zinc-binding alcohol dehydrogenase family protein
Exons: 5
Coding region: 1-771 (256 amino acids)
Molecular function (GO): oxidoreductase activity, acting on NAD(P)H
Source: RefSeq, a predicted model, not a curated record
AUGGCAGAGAACGAAGCAGCAUGGAUUACCGCUCCGGCAGAAAAUCCAUUUAGAGUUGAGAGUGCCCCAAAGCCAAAACCAGGACCUGGUAAGGUGGUAAUCAGGAAUAGUGCCGUUGCCAUUAAUCCCGUCCAUUGGAAAGUUCACUUAGGACGCUAUCUGAAUACGUAUCCUUUCAUCCUAGGACAGGACGCAGGUGGUGUCGUCGAGGAUGUUGGCAGUGGCGUGACCAGGUUCAAGAAAGGCCAAUGGGUGAUUGCCCACUACAACGGCCUUAUGACGCAGAGCCCUGCAAAUGGCGCAUUUCAAUUAUAUCCGGCUACUGAUGAGGCACUUGUUGCCGAAAUCCCGGAUUCUCUUGCAUUCGAGCAGGCUGCUGUGCUUCCACUGGCUGUCUCACCCGCCAGCGCUGAUAACGUCAAAAACACUGGCCAAGUACUUCUGGUGUGGGGUGGUGCAUCCUCCGUUGAUGCAACCGCCAUUCAGCUUGCAGUCGCAUCUGGCUUAACCUUAUUCGCUACGGCUUCUGAAGCGAAUAGAGAGUUCCUUAAGUCACUUGGUGCAGAUACCAUCUUUGACUACAGGUCUCCUACUGUUGUGGAAGAUAUUACAGACGCUCUCAAAGGCACCACACUCGCUGGCGUAUAUGGUGCAGUUUCCGAAGGGCCGAGCUCACCGUCAUUUCCAAGAUUCUUGACCGAGUUAACACAACCGAUACAGAAUAAUACCCUUAACAGGCACCCCUACACUGUAGUGACUGCCAUAUUAUAG